Messenger RNA from Ornithorhynchus anatinus (platypus), 1161 nucleotides. Its product is annotated as olfactory receptor 11H6-like. The transcript is spliced from 2 exons. Gene Ontology annotation, cellular component: membrane. Lineage: Eukaryota; Metazoa; Chordata; Mammalia; Monotremata; Ornithorhynchidae. Bases 1 to 1161 code for a protein of 386 amino acids. The record is from RefSeq and is a predicted model, not a curated record. Gene Ontology annotation, biological process: G protein-coupled receptor signaling pathway. Gene Ontology annotation, molecular function: G protein-coupled receptor activity; olfactory receptor activity.
AUGACCCUCCCGGGCAGCGGUAACUUCAGCGGCUCCAGCAAUGGGUUCAUCCUCCUGGGCUUCCCGAGCCGGCGGGAGAUCAGGCCCCUCCUCUUCUCGCUCUUCUCCGCGUCCUACGCGCUGACCCUGCUGGGGAACGGGGCCAUCGUCUGUGCCGUGCGCCGGGACCACCGCCUCCACACCCCCAUGUAUCUCCUCCUGGGGGGUUUCGCCUUCUUGGAGAUCUGCUACGUCAACUCGGACGUCCCUAACAUGUUGGCCAACAUCUUCUCCGAGACCAAGGCCAUCUCCCUCGCGGGCUGCUUCCUCCAAUUCUACUGCUUCUUCUCGCUGGGCACCACCGAGUGCCUCUUCCUGUCGGUCAUGGCGUUUGACCGGUUCCUGGCCAUCUGCCGGCCCUUGCGCUACCCCUCGGUCAUGACCAAGAGGUCCUGUGCCCACCUGGUCAUCUCCUGCUGGGCGGGCGGCUUCCUCUGGUUCCUCCUUCCUGUGUACCUGGUGGCCCGGCUGCCCUUCUGCGGCCCCAACGUCAUCGACCACUUCUUGUGUGACCUGGGCCCACUGCUGGCCCUGGCGGCCGCCUGUAGCCCCAUCCCGGGCACCGUGCUCAUCUGCGGGCUCAUGAGCUCCCUCCUCAUCUUCGCCACCUUGCUCUUCAUCCUGGGCUCCUACGCGCUGGUGCUCCGGGCGGUGCUGCGGGUGCCCUCGGCCGCCGGCCGGCGCAAGGCCUUCUCCACCUGCGGCUCCCACCUGGCCGUGGUGGCGUUGUUCUACGGCUCCGUCAUGGUCACCUACGUGAGCCCCGGGGCCGGACAGACGGAGGGCAUGGAGAAGUUCACCACCCUGUUCUACUCGGUGCUGACGCCGCUCUGCAACCCGCUCAUCUACAGCCUCCGGAACCAGGAGAUGAAGAACGCCCUCCGGGCCGGGCUGGGGCGGGGCUGGGUCUUAUCCGGGUGGACCCUAGGCCUCACCCAGGCUCCUGUGGACCCUAGUCAGAUUAGCCACGAACUCCCGGUCCAGCCCCGCUCACCCACCCCCUGCCUCCGCUUGAAGGUUAUGUUCAUGAAGACGCUUGCGGAGGGGAUCGCAGUGGCGAAGGAGAGGGAGGGGGCUGCUGGUGGUGAUUUUGAUGAUAAGGACUGUGGCGAAGAUGAUUAG